UUUGCAUAGGUGAAUGGUGCAGUACUAGUCUUGAACCACUAUUUGAGCCUAGGUUGUAUCAGAUCCCAUCAAGAGGUGAUCUGCUCAAGAUCCUUGGACCUGCAUUUAAGACAAUUUUGUCUGAAGAAUGGCAUUUUCAAAAAAGUUCAUAUUUGCCACAUUGCCAAGGACCCAGAGAGGCAACCCAAUUGUGCUGGGAGGUGACCCAAGAGGAGAAAAUUUCUUGUACACCAAUAGCAAUAGUGUCAUCAUCAGGAACAUUGCUCACCCAGAAUUGUCAGACAUCUACACAGAACAUUCAGCUGCUACAGUUGUGGCAAAAUAUUCCCCAAGUAGAUUCUAUAUUGCCUCUGGAGAUGUGACAGGAAAAGUAAGAAUUUGGGAUACAGUCAACAAGGAGCAUAUUCUAAAGGCUGAGUAUCAGCCAUUUGCUGGGACAAUCAAGGAUAUUGCAUGGAGUCCUGAUAGUCAGAGGCUAGUGGCUGUUGGGGAAGGCAGAGAGAGGUAUGGCCAUGUCUUCAUGGCAGACACUGGAACUUCUGUGGGAGAGAUAUCUGGGCAUGGAAGACCAAUAAACUCUUGUGACUUCAAGCCAUCCCGGCCAUUUCGCAUUGCAACUGGAAGUGAGGACAACUGCAUUGGAAUUUUUGAAGGUCCUCCAUUCAAGUUCAAGAUGACCAAACAGGAUCACACCCGCUAUGUUCAAGCUGUGCGGUAUUCUCCAAAUGGAGAGCAACUUGCAAGUGGUGGCUUUGAUGGGAAAGUUUUCCUAUAUGAUGGAAAGACCUCAGAUCUCAUCACUGAGAUUGGUAGCCCUGCUCAUAAGGGUGGUGUCUAUGGGGUUGCCUGGGGUCCAGAUGGACAAAGGCUGCUGACCUCCUCUGGAGACAAGACUGCCAGGUUGUGGGAUGUCUCAACAGGGACCUGCAUCUCUGAGUUCCCCAUGGGAAAUGCUGUGGAUGAUCAGCAGGUCUCAUGCUUGUGGCAAGGCCAGUUCCUUCUGUCAGUGUCUUUGAGUGGUUUCAUAAACUACUUGGACACCAAUAACCCUGAGAAGCCCAUACGAAUAAUCAAGGGUCACAAUAAGCCCAUGACUGCCAUGACACUCUCUUCUGAUCGCUCUACUAUUUAUACAGGAUCUCAUGAUGGCUUUGUUACUCACUGGGACGUUGCUUCAGGUGAGAAUGAUCGUGUGGCAGGCCAGGGACAUGGGAACCAGAUCAAUGGAAUGAUAGCUCUUGGUGAAACUGUUUAUUCUUGUGGGAUUGAUGAUGCUUUGAGAGCAAUCAGUCACACAUCAAGGGCUUAUUCUGGUGUGGAAGUUCGACUGGGAUCUCAACCCCAUGGUCUAUCAGUUGGGGAGGAUGGCACCAUCAUUGUUGCAUGUGUGAAUCAGGUGGUAGUGGUGAAAGAUGGGACAAAGGUGAGCUCCUUGCCAGUGAACUAUGAACCAUCUUCCUGCUCUAUCAACUCACAGAAUGGUGAUGUUGCUGUGCAUGUGUAUUCCUUGGCUGGUAAUAGUUUGAGCCUCAAGCAGGAGUUGGAACAUCAUGGAGCUGUGACAGAUGUCAUGUACUCCUCUGAUGGGCAGUAUCUAGCUGCCUGUGAUGCCCAUCGGAAAAUUGUUGUUUAUGCCCUCCCUGGUUAUGAGCUGGCACACCGUCAGGAAUGGGGCUUCCACACUGCCAAAGUGAACACCAUUGCUUGGAGUCCAAACUCCAGGCGUCUAGCCAGUGGUAGUCUUGAUACCUUCAUCAUGAUUUGGAACAUGGAUAACCCUUCAAGACAUAUUGAGAUCAAGAAUGCACAUCCAAUGAGCCAGAUCACCAAGUUGACAUGGAUCGACAACACAACCCUCAUAUCUGUGGGACAGGAUAGCAACACCAAGAUAUGGAGUAUCCCUCUGUAAAAGCAUAGGGGAUUUGCUUCCUUGGAGGUAUGUUCACAUCAGCCAGAUAUUCUGUGUGGUCAUGCAUAUGGUCCUGUAUAACUCUGAAUUUGCUGCAUGCUGGCAUAAAUGAUGUUUGCUGGAUUUUUAAACUUUGUAACAAGGCAUGUAAAACGGCAUAUUGAUGCAAACAUUUUCAGAUUUCCCUGUAAAAGCCUGUCGUGAAUGUUUUCAGUCAUGAAAGCAAACCACACUUUUGCCAGUAUGCAGGCUUACCCUGGGUUAAACCACCAGGUCAUUGCAUCUCAUUUUAAAUCAUGCUGCCAAAAUCCCAGGUUAAUAGGGUACAACAUUUGAUCAGUGCAGGUAGUGUCCUGUCUUGAUAGGCAUGUCUUCUUGCAUUUGCUCUCAUGGUUGCCUUGCAUUGAUACAGAUGUUGUCCUUUUAACCCCUCAAGCUGGUAAUGCUACUGUUGCUGACUAAUGCACGAGGCUGCAAGUACAGACUUGGGAUACUGGCUUGAGGGGUUAAAAAAUUAUCUAGUCAUUCAUUAUUUGUAAGAGGGUAAAUUUGGACUUGAAGUUUUUGGACACAGUAUUUCUAACCCUUUGGUGUCCUUCAUCCUACUCAAAAUGGUGCCAAAUUACCUUUUGUUGUUGAACUGUGUCUUCCUCAGUAACAAGGACUCUUGGUGGGUGUGUUGUUUCUGCCAGUGAGAAGAAAACUUCAUAAAAGACUCUUCGUUCCUUAUGUCUCCCAAAGAAGAGGAAUCAAUCCUCUGCUUUAGUCCUCUGGUCCACUAACCUCUUCCACCUUCCAUGUGAUACACGUGAUUGGGUCCCUUACUGCCAUGCAUGAGAUCCUGGAGAUCGGCCAGCAUAUCACAGUUGGGUGCUUGGUACACAUGUGCCUUCCAGGGCUUCCCCUACUCGAUUUUGCUUUUCAGCAAAAGCAUUUUGAAGACUCUUGGUGAAUCACAAACAGCUAAUUAAAUUAAUUUCUGAAUUCCAAAUCUGCCUCUUCCAAGAGUGAGCUUUGAUAUUAUUUAUUUGCACAGUCUAAUAUUUGGGAGAUUGUCUCCUGUGUAAAGGCAUGCUUUUGGCUACUCUGAGAGCCUGACCCUUUUGUUCUGAUGCUGUGUUUGACCAAGUUGCCACUUGUUCAAAAACAGGAAGAUGUGCUGCUCCUCAGCUUCAAGUCCAGCGUUUGGCUCUGAUUCUUUUAUCAUCACCAGACUACAGUGUGAUCUAUGUCAUUUGAAUAUUUUUCAUCAUGUGCUUAUUCCACAUUGAUGGAUUUUGCUCAAUGUUUGUUAUGUGGAUAUGGCUCUUUCUGUUCCCUCCCUCCCAGUACCUAAUCUCAGGUUUUUAGCGUUUUUUUCAUUGUGGCCACUUGCAGUUGUUCUCAAUCAGAAUAGAAGACUCAUUUUCUCAAAGGGAAGCUUCAGUGAAAUUCAUUGUGUGAUUUGCAUUCUUCCAUUCUUGAAAUAAGUCAUAUUGGUGAUUUUUGUGUUUUUUAUGUAUUGUACUGUAGGCUUUUAUGCUACUUUUGUCAGGCUAUGUAUCAGUGAGUCUAACUUGCCAGGAUCAUCAUAUACUAAAUUGUGAAAACAUAAAAGAAGGAAGUUUUUGCAUCAGUGUGAUGAAAUAAACAAUUCUUAUGCAGGC
Molecule: messenger RNA, 3555 nt
Organism: Darwinula stevensoni
Lineage: Eukaryota; Metazoa; Arthropoda; Ostracoda; Podocopida; Darwinulidae
Source: the annotation of a GenBank genome assembly